CUGCACGCAACACGAAGCCACAGUUGGGUUUUGAUUUAGGUUUCUCAAUCGAUGAGAUAGGAGGAGUUCGAGGGACGGACGGACGAUGGAGGGGCAGGUUGCGCCGGUGGUGGCGAUCGCGAGGCCUGCGAAGGAGCGGCGGUACAGAGGGAUUCGGAUGAGGAAGUGGGGGAAGUGGGUGGCGGAGAUCCGAGAGCCGAACAAGCGGUCCAGGAUAUGGCUGGGGAGCUACUGCACCCCGGUGGCGGCCGCGAAGGCAUACGACACCGCGCUGUUCUACCUCCGCGGCCCCGCCGCCCGCCUCAAUUUCCCCGAGGACAUCUCCGCCGACGCCGUAGGCGCGGCUGACAUGUCGGCGACGUCGAUCCGGAAGAGGGCAGCGGAGGUGGGCGCGAAGGCGGACGCGAUGCAGCUGGGCACUGCAGGGGCGGCGGCGGCGCUGCUCUGCGCGCGGGAGGAGGAGCGGCGGCGGGUCAAAAAAGGGGAUAAACGGCGGUAUAAGAGUCCGGACCUCAAUCAGGAGCCGGAGCCGGAGAGCGGCGACGACGGCGGCGGUGGCGGGCGGAGCGGCAGCUCGUAGUAGGAUGAUGCGUGGAUCAAGAAACCGGGGUGUCGAUAUACUGUCGAUAGGCGAUAGUUUUGUGAAAUUUCUAGCUGUAGUUUUUUAGAUUUUUGUGGGGAAUUGAAAACAGCAGAACCAGAUUGGCGAGAAGGGAUAUAAUGAUGAAGAAAGGGACCAAAUCAGUGAAUAAAAUCAAAGGAAAUCUCUUUCUUUUAUGGUGCAGAUGUAUGUAGCUCAAAGGGGUUCUGUGAUCUACCAAUAAUACAUCAAAUUUCCUUGAUUUUCAA
Molecule: messenger RNA, 849 nt
Organism: Zingiber officinale
Lineage: Eukaryota; Viridiplantae; Streptophyta; Magnoliopsida; Zingiberales; Zingiberaceae
Product: ethylene-responsive transcription factor RAP2-9-like
Exons: 1
Coding region: 86-580 (164 amino acids)
Biological process (GO): regulation of DNA-templated transcription
Molecular function (GO): DNA binding; DNA-binding transcription factor activity
Source: RefSeq, a predicted model, not a curated record